This is a messenger RNA of Nematolebias whitei (Rio pearlfish), 3122 nucleotides long. RefSeq names its product leucine zipper putative tumor suppressor 2 homolog. Lineage: Eukaryota; Metazoa; Chordata; Actinopteri; Cyprinodontiformes; Rivulidae. The transcript has 7 exons. Bases 208 to 2256 code for a protein of 682 amino acids. The record is from RefSeq and is a predicted model, not a curated record. Gene Ontology annotation, biological process: negative regulation of canonical Wnt signaling pathway; cell division.
AGAAGAGGAAGAAAAAACAGCGUCGCGUGCAGCUUUUUCUUUUAAAAACGAAGCAACUGGAGUGUCCACUUCGCUGUGAUGUCUGAAAGAACAGAAAGAAAUGAUGGUCCUCAGCGAUGUGAGCGUCUCAGAGGCUCUGCGGUGUUCUGAGGCGUCCAGGAGCUGAAGACGAGUCGUCAUCGACGGUGACCCCUCAGAGCUGCCACCAUGGCCCUGGUCCAGGCUCUGCCCCUGUCUACUGAGCCCCACACCCCCAGCCACAGUGGUGGCGCUCGCAGACGACACCCCUCUGGCCCUUCACCCCCCGUCAACCCCCCACCCCUGCCCUUGGAGUCUAUGGGUUCUGUCAGCAGCCUUGUUGCUACUCGCACCGGACCCUACCCGGAUCACUGCUCUGGUUUCGAGCUGGGGACCAGAGUCCGGCGGCCCAUGCCAGGAACUUCUUGCCUCGGCACCGAAUCACCCCAAGACCCACUAAUGCAGAACAUCCCCUCUCUGAAGAAACCGAGCUCAACUGGGUCCAUCAGAGUCCCGGAGAAGGACGGCGGGAAUGGGAACUACACUUAUAUAAACGGAGACUGGAAUGAUAAUCACUUCAAACCUGUUAUCCAGGACAGUGAUGCGGAUGACUCUAAAGAAGGAUUAGGGUUAAAUGGGAAUAUGGGGGGACCUCCUCCAAGACUGAUCCCGGUGUCAGGAAAACUGGAGAAGAACAUGGAGAAAACGGUCCUGCGGCCCACCGCCUUCAAACCCGUCAUUCCCAAGAGCCGCUCUUCCAUGCAGUAUCUCUCUCCUCGCCACUGUGCCAACGCGUCCGAAAGCCAAAACAAUCUGAACCUGCUCAGCCCCGCCCACAGAGAGGCGUCGCCGCCCUGCUCCGAGAAACGCAGCUCCUACAACGGAGGACAUAACGUCAGCAACGGUAGCAGCCAGUCCUGCUCGCUGUCCGACUCGGGCCGUAACUCCCUCUCCAGCCUGCCGCCUUACAACAACGCCGGCUACGGUCUGGCAUCGGGGGACGCCGCCGCAGGGCACCUGGAGCCCAUGAAGAGCGUCCCGCCACUUGGUGUACAUGGACAGUCCAACUCAGACAGCGGACGCUCGUCCUCCAGCAAGAGCACAGGAUCUGGGUCCAUAAGUGGCCGGGGGCAGCCCCUGUCUGACAGUGGGUCCGGUGGGAGGUCUCCUGGUCCCACGGAGGGCUACGAAGGGGUGGUGAGAGACCUGGAGGACAAACUGAGGGAGAGAGAGCUGGAGUUGCAGCAGCUCAGAGGCAACCUGGACGAUAACGAAGCUGCAAUCUGUCAGGUUUAUGAAGAGAAGCAGAAGCGUUUUGAGUUGGAGCUGGAGGAGUUGAGGCAGAGCUGCGCUACGAGGAUGCAGGUAGCUUCUCAGAAGGCCCAGCGUGCUCAGCAGGUGCUUCAGCUGCAGGUUUACCAGCUCCAGCAGGAGAAGAAGAAGCUGCAGGAGGACUUUGCUCAGCUUUUGAAGGAGAGGGAGCAUCUAGAGGAGCGCUGCACCUCCUUCGAACACGAGAAGAUCCAGCUGGGGCCUCGACUGGAGGAGACUAAAUGGGAGGUUUGCCAGAAGUCGGGUGAAAUCUCUCUGCUGAAGCAGCAGCUGAAGGAGGUGCAGAACGAGCUAGCUCAACGCGUGGGAGAGAUCGUCUCCCUGCGGGGUCAGCUCAGAGACAACCGCGGCGAGCUGACCAACGUCCAGGUGCUGCUGCAGGAGGCCCACGGCACAAACCGCACGCGCACCAUGGAGCUGGAGGUGUGUGAAAACGAGCUCCAGCGCAGGAAGAGUGAAGCGGAACUGCUCCGAGAAAAGGUGGGACGGCUCGAGGGCGAGCUGGCGAAUCUCAGAGACGCCUUGACCAAUCAGGGGGCGGGAAACCGACAGUGUCAGGUGUUCCAGCAAGCAGAGGAGCACCUGCUCGCCUACGAGAGCGACAAGGCCCUGCAGAACAUGAAGGUGCAGAUGGACAGGUUGAACUCUGAGCUGGACUUUGAGCGUCGGAGGGUCGAGCAGCAAGAGGGCACUUUCCAAGAAGAGCGCAAGAUCUGGCAGGAGGAAAAGGACAAAGUGAUCCGCUACCAGAAGCAGCUGCAGGAGAACUAUGUGCAGAUGUACCGCAAGAACCGAGAGCUGGAGCAGCUCUUGCAGGAGCUCAGUUUGGAACUGGAGAGCAGAGAGGAGGACGAGGGCAGCGGCAACGAGAUCAACUUUGAUGAAGUUGCUGCGACAGAAAUUUGAUUCAGUUUAUAUUUGCACUACAGAUAAAUGUUUCCCUUCUUGUUUGAUCGAAACGGAGCAGGUGAGUGUUUUUAAUGAGCUCAGCCACACUUUAACUGUGACUGUUGUCCCACCUAAAAGCCAUUUGACCUUUAAAUGCUUUAAAGUUCUCUCCUUCAUUCAUUGUCUGUUGAGUUUUCACACACUUAGAAGUUUAUGAGCAACUUCUCUCAACCUUUCACCGUCGUCCUGCUGCGACGUUCUGACUCCACCGCCCCUGCUGGGUUCGGAGCGCCACACUCCCACUCUGUCAGCGCUGCUUACAGAGAACGUGUCAACGUUCACCGCGUCCUCGUAAGAAGAAGUGACUCAGUUAGCCGGGGUGACACGGACAGAACAGUGAUGUUGUCACAACUCGCCGGACCAGAAACAGGCUUUUAUGUAAACAGAAUCCUGAACAAACCAUAAACCACCAACGGCUCUCUGUUUUAGUUGAGGUCACGUUGGGCCCCGGUGGAAACUGGCAAACUUUGAGUUGCUGGAUCCUGAGAGUUAGCUUGUGUGGCAGCAGUUUGUGUGCAGAGCUCGCUCAACUGUAUUCUAGACCGUUUAUUUUGUUGCCCACCUCUGCCAACACCGUACCCGCCUUGGCUCACUUUGUACCCAACCUAAUCCACUGGAGUUAGGAGUGGGAAUAUUCAGUUCAGUUUAACGAUAUGGCGCCAAGUCCCAACAGAAGUCACACACGUUAUAAAAACUAAUUAGUAAGAGUUCUCUAAGGGAGCCUGCAUAUUGCGAUGAGGCUUCACUUGGUCACAGUCUCCCGUCCUGAGCAAGCACAAAGGAGACAGUGGAAAGGAAAAACUCCCUUUGUACAGGAAGAAACC